AGCAAAAUGUUUAUACGUGGAGGCUGUAGAGGACACUAGUAAAGAGGAUAGCUUCUGGUGAGGGUCAUGGGUCAGAGGCGGAUCAGAUUUACUGUUUACCACAAUGUCAUGCAUGUAAAAUCAAAAUUUGUGAAUGUCAAGAGCAACGGGGGAUAUAUACAGUAACUAACUGAAUAUACUUAACAGUCAAAGAGAGUUUCUGUAGGGUAGAAAACGGUGUCAUUACUGUAAAGAAGAAAAUCCCCCAAAAGAAGAAUGUUUGGAUUGUCUGCUGAUGACACAGUAACGUCUCGAUUACGUUACUGGAGUGUGACGUCGCCAGAGACGCUGGCGUUUGUCUACGUCACUCCUGACGGCCAGCGGUUUGCUUACACAAGGAAGGAGCUGUUCUCUAUGUCACGCAGAGCAGCCAGUUGGCUUCAUAAGCGAAACGUGUGCAAAAGUGACGUCCUUCUCUGCCUCGUUCCGACAUCACCAGAGCAGAUGUUGAUCGCCCUUGGAACGGAGUUGCUAGGGGCGACAGUGAUGUGUACAAACAUGCAGUACAGAGACGGAUCCGACAUUUCGCCUUUGAUGAAAAACGCUGACGUCACGACCUUAGUGGUGGACGAGACAGACCAACAAGCCAUCGCUGCCCUACAGACCUUCAUCCCCAACUUGUCUGCUCCAUCGGUCAUCAGCGAAGCUGUUCCGUCGUUAAAAUCUGUUAUCUUCUGUAAUCGCUUCUCACAGUUGUCCUUCUUGGUAGCUGUAGUCGCUGAGGAAGAAGGAGACCUUGCUGACGUCAGUCCUGAUGAUGUCACGACGAUUUUCGCGACCUCUGGUAGCUCCGGGCAACCGAAGCUAGUGACCAGAACCCACAGGGAGGUCAUGACCAUGGGGUUAAAUUAUUACCAGUGUUGCCUCCACACAGAGUCAAGACCCAAAAUGGGAGUCCACUACAAUUCCAGCUCAUUUGGUUGGAUGUCUGGCUAUCCUUCGAUAUAUUUUACGAGUGGGAAGACGAAGGUAGUUCCUUACUUCAAAGGAGCUCCUCCAAAUGAUGAGGCCAAGUUCUUGAUGGACUUGUUGAAGAAAGAGUCCGUUGACAGCGCAGUGUUAUUACCGCCAACAAUCAAGACCCUACUGGCACGCGCUGACCUCUUGCAGUGUGACGUCACGUGGCGCUUGCCCUUGAUCAUCACUGGAGCCAACGCAGUCAGGACAGAUGUUGCCCCUGCCAUAGGACCUUUGACCUCUGAGCUGAGGGUGGUCUACGGAUGCACUGAAGUAGGUUUUGUCUCAUACAAAACCUACGACGAUCCCGGCAAGGUCGUGAAUUUUAACUGCGGGAGGCAUGUAGACGGAAUGGCAGUGAAAAUUGUCGACGACAAUCUGAGAGAAGUUCCUCCCAACACCAAAGGGGAGGUAAUGAUCAAACACAACGGCUUCUUCACCGGGUACCUCAAUCAGCCAGAUCUCACAGCAGACGCCACACCAGAAGACGGGUGGUUCAGACCUCGAGACCUUGCUUACAUCAACAACGAGGGUGAUCUCUUUGUUGAGGGGAGACAAUCGGAGGUCAUUGCCAUAAGCAGCUGGAGGUUUUACCCACAGCUACUGGAGUCCCACCUCAUGGAGUGUCCCGGAGUGCAUGACGUGGCUGUGGUGGCUAUCCCCGACAAGGAUUUCGAGAACCUUCCAUGUGUGUGCGUCGUGCAGGAUCCCAGACCGGAAGCCCCGCGCGUGGUUCCUGACCACCUCCUUCGCGCAUGCGCCGAGUAUUUCCAGGACAGUUUUGUCCAGUUGAGCAAGCAGGCAGAACUAAGCGUUCCUAAGGUGUGUCUGGUGUUUGACAAGUUUCCUCUCAAUCCCAAUGGAAAAGUACAACGAAGAGCUCUACGAGCUCUGGCUGUGGAGAGACUCGGGCUGCUGACUGACAAGUGAUCAACUUUUCUAUCAUCACCUAUCUCUCUCGUGUCUUCUGAAGAUAAUUAGACACUCAGAUUCAAAAGACUUAAGCAAACUCAAAACAAUUAACCACCUUUUUUCCUCUUGAUUCUAAUUAAUUAAUAGCACUGUUAACAAGAAGAAUAAUCAUUCGUAAACUUUAAUUGCCCUUACCCCAAUCAAAGUGGGGUUCAACGAGAUGUAUUACUAUCUUCUGAAAUUCACACAAUACCUACUAAAUACCAACGCAAACGCUUAGUAUUUGUGUUGUUUACCUAUGAUAUAAAUUACUAUGUCGAGCAUAUGUUGGAAAUGUGCGAAGUUCCUUAAAUAAUAGUGUAGUUUGGGUGAAAGCGAUUUUUUAAUAUUUAAGCUACAACUAUAAGGCAAGGGCAAACUACUACAGCUACAUUUUCUAUGGUGAGCUGCUUCUUUCUCCAUAAGGUAGGGUAUGAGGAGAGAUUGAUAAAAGUUUUUUUGGUACAUUGCCAGGGAUGUUUUUUAUUUUGAAUAUAUUAUUUUAUGGAAAUUGUUUUAAGUGGUAGCAUUUUAUGUUUUGUGUAUAGAUUGUAUAAUUGAAAAAACUUGAAGAAACUCCUCAUUAAUAAUAAUAUUAUUAGCAAAACUCAGAAAAUAAAAAGGAGUAGAUUAAGAAGAAGAA
Pomacea canaliculata is the source of this 2590-nucleotide messenger RNA. Its product is annotated as probable 4-coumarate--CoA ligase 3. NCBI's taxonomy places the organism in Eukaryota, Metazoa, Mollusca, Gastropoda, Architaenioglossa, Ampullariidae. Gene Ontology annotation, molecular function: CoA-ligase activity. The record is from RefSeq and is a predicted model, not a curated record. The transcript has 7 exons. The coding region runs from base 256 to 1926 and encodes 556 amino acids.